AUGACAUUUUCUUCGUCCUCGUCUGUUCCAGCACUUGCUGCAAUAACAUGUUUGGUUGUGGUGGUGUUGGGUUGCUAUUGGCCCGUUGAGGCCCGAAUCCCCACCACUUUGGACGGUCCGUUCGAGCCCGUAACUGUUCCAUUCGAUCAAAGUUUGCGCGGCAACGCCGUCGAUUUGCCCGAGUCCGAUCACCGAGUUCGCCGCCGAGUUAAAGGCUUCGAGCCUGAGCAGAUUUCUGUUUCGCUUUCAGCCAAUUACGACUCUGUUUGGAUCUCCUGGGUUACAGGGGAAUCGCAAAUUGGCUACAACAUAAAGCCAUUGGACCCCAAAAGUGUGGCAAGUGUUGUUCGUUAUGGGAAGCUGAGAUAUCCACCAACACAUGAAGCAACAGGAUAUUCUCUUGUUUACAAUCAGCUCUACCCUUUUGAAGGCCUCCAAAAUUACACUUCUGGGAUCAUCCACCAUGUUCGUCUUACAGGAUUGAAACCGAAUACAUUGUAUUUUUAUCGUUGUGGAGAUCCUUCUAUACCGGCCAUGAGCGAAAUCUACCAUUUCAGGACCAUGCCAGUUUCUGGUCCGUGGAGCUACCCAGAGAGAAUAGCAGUUGUGGGGGACCUUGGCCUUACUUACAACACAACUACCACAAUUAGUCACUUGACUAGUAACGAUCCUAAUCUUGUUCUAUUGAUUGGUGAUGUUACUUAUGCAAACCUAUACCUCACGAAUGGAACUGGUUCUGAUUGUUAUUCUUGCUCAUUUCCACACUCACCAAUACACGAGACCUAUCAGCCUCGAUGGGAUUACUGGGGAAGGUUUAUGGAGAAUUUAAUUUCUAAAGUUCCAAUAAUGGUGAUAGAAGGGAACCAUGAAAUAGAAGAACAGGCUGAAAAUAAGACAUUUGUGGCUUAUAGUUCUCGGUUUGCAUUCCCAUCUGAAGAAAGUGGAUCCUCAUCCACAUUCUACUACUCCUUUAAUGCAGGGGGGAUUCAUUUUAUUAUGCUUGGAGCCUACAUUGACUUUACAAGAUCAGGGAAACAAUACAAGUGGCUGGAGCAAGAUUUGGCUAAUGUGGACAGAUCCACAACUCCAUGGCUGGUAGCGACUUGGCAUCCACCCUGGUAUAGUACUUAUGAGGCCCAUUACAGAGAGGCAGAAUGUAUGAGGAUGGAAAUGGAAGAGUUGCUCUACUCUUAUGGAGUUGAUAUAGUGUUCAAUGGACAUGUUCAUGCCUAUGAGAGGUCAAAUCGUGUAUAUAAUUACAACUUAGAUCCCUGUGGCCCUGUAUAUCUCACUGUUGGUGACGGGGGUAAUCGGGAGAAGAUGGCAGUUCAAUAUGCUGAUGAACCUGGUAAUUGCCCAGAGCCAUCAACUACUCCUGAUGAAUACAUUGGUGGCUUUUGUGCAAAAAACUUUACCUCCGGCCCAGCCGCAGGUAAAUUUUGUUGGGAUCGGCAACCGGAUUACAGUGCCUUCAGAGAAAGCAGCUUUGGUCAUGGGAUCCUUGAGGUGAAGAAUGAGACCUGGGCUCUAUGGACAUGGUACCGGAACCAGGAUGCCGACAACAAAGUGGGAGAUCAAAUUUAUAUAGUGAGGCAACCUGACAAAUGCCAUGUCCGCCAGGUGCUAAAGAGUUGGAUUGUUGACAUUUAG
Molecule: messenger RNA, 1650 nt
Organism: Prunus armeniaca (apricot)
Lineage: Eukaryota; Viridiplantae; Streptophyta; Magnoliopsida; Rosales; Rosaceae
Source: the annotation of a GenBank genome assembly